AUGUCUUCGGAUCCCGCAUCACAUAAACGCACAUCAUCACGGCAAACCUCGCUGUCGUCGCCGUUCGAGCAAACUCCCAGAUUUACACCGCCAACAUCGAAGUCGCGAAACGCCUCGCCUGUCCGCAAGCCGCUCCACGACCGAACAAAUUCGCAAUCCAAUCAAUAUUCUGGACCAACUAUCCGCAUAGUCGAAGAUCCCGGCUCUGACAUUUACUCAAAAUACCCAGUCCCAAGCGAAGCCAGUCAGAUUCUCCCGCCUCCUCGCAAUGCGCCGGGCUAUGGGUUUGAGAGACCCACAUCUCGUGUUUCAAGUGGGAGCCAGGUUGCCAGUACCAUUGCGAAAUUCGAAGCAAGCAAGACACGCGUGCUCCAGCCACCGGCGCCCUUACAGAUUGCGCGCAAAAAGAAGUUCAGACAGUCUGCGUCAACCAGCGCAUCAGAUGCAGACACCCUUGUCGCAUCGUCAUACACACCUUCGUCCUUAAGGUUCUCCCAGGGUAGCACACCUCCGACAUCUCCUCCACCAGAGUUCACAGAGUUCGAGAAGGGUCUUGAAGUACUUGAAGAAGAACGACCUCUUGAGCGAUCGACUAUCCGUGCCGUUCCUCCUUCGUCAGCCGGUGGAGAGUCCCUCGAGAGCCGUGCACGCGCAUUGAGUCCUAAGGCAUCUGCUGCAUCCUUUGCUUCAACGUCACCCGCCGCUUCGCUCAAUGCAAAUAGCAAUGCCGAAGACCCGAUCACUGUCGUCCAGCCGUUCCCAAAAGGUCACAAGCACGAGCCAUCUUCCGAGUCCGCGAAUUGGCAAAUUGCGAACACUGGUGACGCUGACAGUCCGCAACCUGUACUGAAGACAAAAACCUCUGAAGCUUCCUUUGCCUUUUCUGAUAUUUCAUACACCAGCAUUGAACCAACACACUACAACAUCCCAUCGUCGCAGCCUUCGCCAACACUUCAUGAAGCACGCACAGCAACAUUCGCGAGCGGAGCCCGAAUCACCUUUCCCCUUGUACAAGCGCCAGCGGCGAGCAGCCAGCGUGUCGACUCCGAGAACAUACCUAAUUUCGCAUCCCGAAUGCAAGACCGUUCGCUUGUGCACCAAUGGAGCUCCCAGCUGUCAACGAUACCCUCCGUCACCGAGCGCGAUUCGCAAUCGAUUGCGCGCAUUUCGAGGUCUUACACCAGGUCGCAGUCGCAAGAGAGUUUCAACGGCAACUUCAACGGCGGUCGUCGCCCAAGCUACCCGCGGCCGCGAGUGCUCAGUCUCGGCAGUGGACAGUCAUCGGUUGACAAUGUUUCUUCGGUCGACAAUGUCUCUUCAGAGGGACAAAUCGAGAACUCGGCAUUGCCUCUUCCAUUAUUUUCGCCGGUACCACGACCCUCGAACGACGGCAGCGAUGGAGGAGAACACCUCGACACCAUCUCGCCGUUGCCCAUCAGCGUCCCACUUCGGAUGAAGACGUCGGGCUAUCUGCGCAGACAACGCAGCAACAGUUCACUUUCGGAUAGCGAUUCGCGACCGGGCACAGCGCAAUCUGACCUAUCAACUUUUGUCCAGAACACAAUUCCUGGAUGGGCAAGGUAUGCAUGUUUUCAGUCUGGUCGCGAGUUUGCAACUAACGUUCGUGCAGAGUAUAUUACCGAAGGGGAGAAAGAGUCUCAAUCGGCGCGCCAGCAUCAGAGUCUUCGGAAAGCCUCCGACUGCCCACAUCACAUAGCGCUCGUUCGCAAACACCGUCCGACAGUAAUUUCCCCUUCAGCAUCUACCGACCGCGCAACCGACCGCGCAACCGAGCUUCACAAGCAGACACAAUCGACCUCGAGGACGAAAUCCAUUCAGUCGAAGACGGCAUCUACGCUCUUGGACCCCAAAUGCAGCCUCUUAGCGGUUGGUCAACUCCACACCUACGGACCGACCGACGAGGGGGUGCUUCACGCUACAGCGCAUGGAAAGCACCAUCGCUUGACAGCGAUCUUCACACCACACUUUUUGGCCGUCAAAACCGCCAAAUCCUGCUCUUCUGCCUUGGCUUCAUCUUUCCCUUCGACAGACCUCGAGCAACAGUUCGCACGUAAUAUGGGAGCGAUCGACGACAAGGCUUUCCAAAAAGCGACAUGGUGGCGCAAUCUCAAUCGCAUAAUGUCCGCGAUUGGGACCCUCCUCGUGAGUUCACAGCACCACCCCUAG
This is a messenger RNA of Parastagonospora nodorum SN15, 2187 nucleotides long. RefSeq lists its product as hypothetical. NCBI's taxonomy places the organism in Eukaryota, Fungi, Ascomycota, Dothideomycetes, Pleosporales, Phaeosphaeriaceae. The transcript has 2 exons. The coding region runs from base 1 to 2187 and encodes 728 amino acids. The record is from RefSeq and is a predicted model, not a curated record.